Synchiropus splendidus (mandarinfish) is the source of this 2495-nucleotide messenger RNA. Its product is annotated as protocadherin gamma-C5-like. The coding region runs from base 12 to 2480 and encodes 822 amino acids. The record is from RefSeq and is a predicted model, not a curated record. The transcript has a single exon. Lineage: Eukaryota; Metazoa; Chordata; Actinopteri; Syngnathiformes; Callionymidae. Gene Ontology annotation, cellular component: plasma membrane. Gene Ontology annotation, molecular function: calcium ion binding. Gene Ontology annotation, biological process: homophilic cell-cell adhesion.
GUUGAUGAGAGAUGACAAAGAGGAUGAGGAUCCGAGACUGGGGAUGGCAGGCGAUUUGGUGGCAACAUUUCAUCUUAUUGUGGACAUCAAUACACGGAGAGACCCGCUACAGCAUCCCCGAGGAGAUGGAGGCGGGCUCUGUUGUUGGAAACAUCGCAAAAGACCUGGGUUUGGGAUUAACGGACAUUUUUGAGCGGAAAUUGCGCGUCGCCUCCGAGGCUGGUAAGCAGUUUUUCCGGCUGGACGAGGGGAAGGGAGAGCUGCUGGUGAAUGACAGGAUAGACAGAGAGGCUCUGUGCGGACAAAGCAGCAGCUGCGUUCUUCCGCUGCAAGUAGUCAUUGAGAACCCGUUACAGUUGCAUCGCAUUGAAGUCGAAAUCAGAGAUGUAAACGACAAUGCACCCAGUUUUCUAAACAGCGAUCAUGUCUUAGAAAUAGCCGAGUCCACUGCUGUUGGAGUGCGGUUUCCCUUGGAGAGCGCGGAGGACCCCGACGUGGGGACUAACGGGCUGAAAAUGUACAGUUUGAGCAAAGAUGAGAGUUUUACUCUGAAAGUUAAAGAAAUUGAAAAUGGGCGCAAAAUACCAGAAUUGGUUUUAAGCAAACCUCUGGAUAGAGAGAAAAAGGCUGCUCACACUGUGUUUCUGACUGCGUUAGACGGUGGCAGUCCAGCGAAAUCUGGGACCUCUAAAAUAACUAUAAAUAUUUUAGAUAUUAACGACAACGUCCCUGUAUUCGAACAUUCGUUUUAUAAAAUCGCUGUCAGAGAAAACAGUGACAAUGGCUCUUUUGUUUUAACAACCGCAGCCACAGACAUAGACGACGGAUUAAACGGCGAAAUAGAGUACUCGCUCGGCAUCCACACGCCCCCGUCAGUGCUCUCAGUGUUUCAUAUAGACCCAGUCAAAGGUGAUAUAUUUUUGAAAAAGCAACUUGAUUAUGAAACUCAAUCAUCAUAUCGAUUUGAUGUCAGCGCCAAAGAUAAGGGGUUCCCCAAAAUGGAAGGUCACUGUAGCGUCCAGGUUGACAUAAUAGACGUCAACGAUAACGCGCCAGAAAUUGUUUUGACUUCGGAACCUAGCUCUGUUCCGGAACAUUCUCGUAGCGGCACCGUCGUGGCGCUGCUGAGUGUCCGCGAUGUCGACUCUAGUGACAACGGCAAAGUUACCCUGCAGCUGCCAAAAGGUUCUCCAUUCGCGCUGAAACCAUCAUUCUCGAAUAAUUAUGCUUUAAUUGUAAACGGUUCUUUGGACCGAGAACGCUUUUCUGACUACAGUGUUGAGAUCACAGCCACUGACUCGGGUUCUCCUCCUCUGUCCAGUAAGAAAACUAUACCAGUCACCGUCACUGACGUGAAUGACAACCCUCCUGUGUUCUCUCAGUCCUCUUAUAACGUCUAUUUGAAAGAGAACGGAGUGGCAGGAUCUAUCCUCUUCUCAGUCUCUGCUUCUGACCUGGACUCUGGUGAGAACGCUAAAAUCUCUUACUCCAUUCUGGACUCUAAGGUUCAGGAGGUGUCAGUCUCAUCUUAUGUUUACAUCAACUCAGAUAACGGCAGCAUCUACAGCAUGCACUCGUUUGACUAUGAGAAGCUGAAGGUGUUUGAGAUUCAGGUCCAGGCAAAGGAUCAGGGCUCUCCGUCUCUCAGCAGCAACACCACCGUCCAUGUGUUCAUCCUGGACCAGAACGACAACGCCCCCUCUGUCAUUUACCCGUCCUCUGCUGCCAUGGGCUCCCUCUCUCAUCAGAGGAUGCCCCGCUCCGCUAAAGCCGGUCACCUGGUUACCAAGGUGACGGCCGUGGAUGCCGACUCGGGUCAUAACGCCUGGAUCUCCUACAAAGUGGCGGAGGCCACGGACGCCUCUCUGUUCACGGUCAACCAGUACACAGGGGAGGUGAGGACUAAACGCUCCGUGUCCGAGCACGACGACUCCUCUCAGAGACUCCUCAUAGAGAUCAGAGACGAUGGGGAACCGGUCCAGUCCGCCACCGUCACCGUGUCCAUCCUGCUGGAGGACGGGCUCCAUGAGCCCAUCUUGGACCUGAGACACAAAGUGUCCGAGCCCAGCAAGAAGAGCGACAGACUGGCCCUGUAUCUGAUCCUGUCUCUGGCCUCGGUGUCCGUGCUGUCGCUGGUGACCUUCCUCAUCUUAGCGGUCAAAUGCAUGAGGAGCAGCAGAAGCAGCGGCGCUUGCUGCAUGAGACGCUCAGACUGUGAGGAUUACAAGAACCCCAACAGAAACCUGCAGAUCCAGCUCAACACUGAUGGACCUAUCAAGUACGUGGAGGUCCUGGGAGGAGACAUGAUGUCUCAGAGUCAGUCCUUCAGGUCCUGCAUGUCUCCCAUGUCAGAGUACAGUGAUUUCACGCUGAUCAAACCCAGCAGCACCACUGACUUUAAGGAGGUGAUCAGUGUCCUGGAUGCUUCUUUACCGGACAGCACCUGGACCUUUGAGAGCCAGCAGGUGAGCAGAAAGUAGUUUGAUUUUUUUUUU